CUUCAUCUUUUGUGUUUAAUAUUGAGUUGUGUUUCUUCAUUUAAUCUUGCCUCUUGCUCGAAUUUAUUUCUUUUCUGUGCGAUUUGGCGUCUUCCGAUGUAUAUAUAUGUGUUCGUUUUUGAGCUUCAUUUUUUGAUUUUGGGGCUUUUUGCUUCUUUAAGGGAUUUGUAAUUUUGAGCCCCUUAGUUAUUUGGGGCUAGUGGCUUUAGGUUUAAGCCGCCCUAUGUGGUAACCUUUUCCUUUUGGUUAGGCAAUAUUGCAAGUUCUCGAGAGAAAGAUAGUUUGAAUGUCAGGUCUGGGGCGGGAGUUGGGUCAGGUCUCAGAGUUGGAUUUCAGAUUGAUUAGUAUGAAUGUCAGGUCUCGGGCGGGAGUUGGGUCAGGUCUCAGGGUCGGAUUUCAGAUUGAUCGUCGGGGUCUUGUCUCUAUUCGGGUGUCGGCUUGGGUCUCGAAUCGGGAGCUAGAGUCAAGUCCCGGAAUGAAUGUCUGGGUCAAUGUCGGGUCCCGUCCUGAUUCGGGUGUCGUGGUCGGGUCCCGAAGUGGUUAUUGUGUGUGAUUUUCAUGUCUUAAACUAUUUUUACUAAAAGAUAUUUUCUGAAAAAUAUUUUAAAUUCACCAGCCAAACAUUAUAUUUUCCGCUCAACAACCAAACAUGAAAAAAUAAGUUACUUGUUUUUCAAGAAAACAUUUUCCUUCCUACCAAACACACCCCAAAUGUAUGGUUGCGACUUGUGGGAACUAUUUUCUCCCUGAUGUCUAAAACCGGUUAGGUAUGACGCUGCAGGGCAAGGAUUAUGAAAUGGUUGAUUAUUUGAGUUUUUCUAAUUAAUGUAUUUCCUUAUAAAAAAAAGAUUAGUUCUUGCAAGAAUUUUGGUGGUAAAGUUUGCUAACUAGUUUGAUUAAGCUUAAAAGCUAUAUGAAUCCGUCAAUGUUUAAUAAUGCUUCUUUGGCUUGAUGUUUCUUUCUUUCUGCAAGAAAAUUCCAGCUAUUUAAGACCUGAAUUUUGUUAAUAUGCUUAUGUUCUGGUGGUAUCAUGAUGCAUGUACUAAGAAUAAAGAAUUACAUAGAAUGGGGUCUCAUUUGAACAGCAUUUGUCAUUAACCUUGUUUUCUUUGGAUUAGAAAACAAGAUGGGGGGAGUGUUUUUAGGCAUGCCAGGAACGUGGGCAGGUCAUAUGCAUGAAGCUGCUGACCAUUAUACAACAAAAAUCGGUGGACUUCCUGAUUGGCCUAUUCCUCUUCCUUCAACAAGUGUUGAUUUAUUCAAAUGCAGUGCUUGUAAAAGCGAUUUGUCUCUUCUUGCACAGGUUUAUGCCCCAAUCGCAAAAAAAAAAUUGAACAUUGAAGAGCGUGUAAUCUAUGUUUUUGGCUGUUUGAUGCCAGAAUGUGGGAGCACUACUGUAAGCUGGAGAGCUAUUAGAAUCCAAAAGUCUGUAAGUAGUGAAGGUUUAAAGAGCCAGUCUGAUAAGGUUGUCUCCUCGCCUGCAUCUUCUGUAUCAGAUUCAAAGGAAGAAUUGAAGAAGGAUAUAUCUUCAUUUGACUCUUUGGAAGAGGAUGAUGAUGAAGAUGACGAUGACAUAGACCUUGCUGAGUUGGGUAGAGCACUUUCUGAAGCUGCAAGCCUAGCUUCUCAGUCCAAGAAACAAAACCAUGGUCGUAAAUUAACUGCCAAAACUUCAUCCCCUGUCUGUGCAGCCAGAGUAAUUGAUAAAAAGUUACCAGUGAUUCCUUGCUUCUAUAUAUAUGCUGAGGAAGAGAAAUUUUCCAAGAAAGAUGCUUCUGUCUGUUCAAAAGACAUCUCAUCUCCAAUCAUGGACCAUGAAAGUGAUCCUGAUACUCAAGAAGAAACAUGGGAGGUGGAAGAUUAUGAGUACGAUAGGGCAUUGAGUGCUGACAGGGUUUACCUUAAGUUCAAAAAGCGAGUAGAUGCAUAUCCAGAACAAUGCUUCAGGGUCUAUUUCCGACUCAGAGGAAGAUCAUAUUACAUCACAGAAUCGAGAUCUAAAGCAGAGACGUGGUUUGACUGGAUUGGAAGUGCGAGGUACCAUAUGAGCAGGUUGGUGCUGAGCAAAGGAACUCUGUUUUGGAUCUGUUAAAGAAUCAGGGAAGCUUCAGAAAAUAGGAGGAAGACAUUCAAAACUUUGUGCAAUCCAACAAAGCAGGGAGAAAGGAGGUAUGGGGUCAGAAACUUGAAGCUUCAAAACAAUAGCUUGCUCAAGAAAUGGUUAUGGAGGUAUAAUGAGGAGGGACAAACUCUUUGGAAGGAUGUGAUCCAACAGAUAUAUGGCAGAGUGGACAUCGGUGCUUUGAUGUAGUCACAAACACUUUUGGAGUUGGAGUUUGGAGAACUAUCAGGUCCAUAUGGACUCCCCUGAUGAGGAACAUAAGCUACAUGUGGGCAAUGGAAGAAAGAUAUUCUUCGGAAAGACAAUUCAGAUAGGCAAGGAUCAUUACAGGAGGUCUUUCCUAGUCUAUUCUCUAUCUGCACCAAUUCAGAUACAAUAGAUGAGAUUUGGUCAGCACAGAGAUGAGAAGUGGAAAGGGCGGUUGAAACUACUAGAAAGGGUUGGAAAUUUUAUAGGGACAACCACUGCUCCUGACACCAUCGGAUGGAACACAAUGAAGACGGACGUCUCUCAGUAAAUAGAGUGUACAACUAUACAAGAGGGGCUUAUCUGAGAUGACAGGAAGGUCUAAAGGCCCCUGGAAAGCUAUAUGGAAAAGCAUGACAGCAGCAAAGAUGAAAUGCUUUUCAUGGUUGGUAGUGAAGAAAGCAUGUCUCACUCAUGAAGCACCUCAGAGGAGGAAAAUUCAGAUAGCACCUAGAUGCUCUUUAUGUAUGGAGGCUUAUUCCUUCACUACAAGGUAACAUCUCAAAUCUGGGCACUAUUUAUUUGUCUGACUAGGGAGGAUUGGACAAUGCCAGAGCAUACCGCAAACUUACUGAGUUGCUGUAUCAGAAGGGGUGGGAGUAAAGAGUGAAAAAAAUGUGGUGAAAAACUGCACCAACAUGCAUUCAGUGGAACAUAUGGAAGGAGUGAAAGGAAAGGAUUUUUGAAGGCAGAUCUAAUUCCAUACAAAAGAUCAAAUGGAGAGGUCUUACCUCUAUGUUUUUGUUGCAAAGAACAAUGUAUAGAUGAUGAGGUACAAAUAGUGCACUUCUUAGGAGCUUUGAAAUUAUUUUUUCCUACUAAUCACACAUUUUUAGAGGUGGCUAGCAUACCCUGAGGAAUACAUGUUACCAGUUUCAAAAAAUAAAAUUAAUCAAAGUAAAGCAAAUGAAAAUAAGUAAAUUGAAAAAGUAGGCGGACACAAUAAUCUUUAUACUGGAUCCUCAGAUUGGUCAGCCUUACGGCAAUUUCAAAAUCUCGAGGCUGACCCCCAAAUUACCUACAUCCCCUCCCCUGCCUAUAGUAUUGCUUCACAGAAUUCAGUCGAUUA
This is a messenger RNA of Solanum dulcamara, 3437 nucleotides long. Its product is annotated as probable 20S rRNA accumulation protein 4. The transcript is spliced from 6 exons. Gene Ontology annotation, cellular component: cytoplasm. The coding region runs from base 1127 to 2092 and encodes 321 amino acids. Lineage: Eukaryota; Viridiplantae; Streptophyta; Magnoliopsida; Solanales; Solanaceae. The record is from RefSeq and is a predicted model, not a curated record.